Saccostrea cuccullata (small rock oyster) is the source of this 4574-nucleotide messenger RNA. RefSeq lists its product as uncharacterized. NCBI's taxonomy places the organism in Eukaryota, Metazoa, Mollusca, Bivalvia, Ostreida, Ostreidae. Bases 1 to 2850 code for a protein of 949 amino acids. The record is from RefSeq and is a predicted model, not a curated record. The transcript has 7 exons.
AUGUUUAGACAAACCGGAAGUAGAAGUGAGCCGUACUCCCCGCCCACCCCACCCGGAACUCCACAAAAGGACCGGAAACACUCGUCCCUGGUGGAUAAACAGGAGCACCAAAGGCAUACCGGCCUACUUAUACCCCCAUCCUCCCAGACAAAACGUCUAUCACCUCUUCAGAUUGACACCAGCUACGGAAACGCACCCAUUCCUCUAGAAUCCAGGUGUGGAUCUAUAGGGGAGGGACAACAGACCGAUUACCAGAACAAUCCACCCCCCUCUCCAGGAUUCUUCAUUCCGACCACCACAGAGCUAACGGACCAACAGAAGGGGUACAUCUGGAACAUAGUACACCAACUCAGCUAUGAGAAUGCAAGUCAACAAUCCUAUACCGAGACUUCCGUUUCCGGCGCGCAGCCUUUCCCGUUACAGGACCCAUCUAACUUCCGGUUGAAGCGCCAAAUUUCUACUGAAAGCUCAGACUCAGCCGAUAUCAAGUUUUCAAACAAAGGUCCAACAAAACGACCCACGAUUUCUCAGACAAGGCAUCCUUCACAAGCUGAGGAGAAGGGCGAUGGAAUUUCACAAAAACAAGCAGACUUAGAACCCUUAAACCUAUGUAGCCCCUGCAAAAGUAAGAUCUCACCAAAACCUUAUACAGCGACCCUACAAUGGGUUCUUAAUCCCGAAGAUCCGAACCCAAAUUCGGAGGAGGAUUUUAUUCCGGCGUCAAAAGUAAUACAAGAUCAGAAACCCAAAGAGAAUGUAACAAUGUCCACCAGUACACCAAAAACCGUAAACACGGUGAAUGAAAGAACGGCUUCAUUUUCUUCUAAAGAUUUUCACCAGGAGAUGAUGGGCGGAUUCAAGGGGCGUGGGGGUGAACCUUACAACACUGGUACUACUACAGCCAAAUCAAGCAACCUUAUGGUGACAGAGAGGGGCUUUGUUUUCCCUAGUGUACCGAGUGUAUCCGACCCGAUACCAUUCAGCCCCCGGAUCGUAGGUAACAAUCACCCUUUUCAAAGUAGAAACAAAGAUGUGGAUAAAAACGUCCUAGAUUAUAUGAAAUCUUCUAGUCUGGAUGAUGUUAGUAGUGAUAGUGUCUUUGGAAGUGGUGCCUCUCCCCCGGAUUAUAAACAGAAAUCUCUGGGUACAUAUCUAAGACACAAAGCACUUAGAAGUUUCAGUGACAUCGAACAUUCUCCAUCUAAAUCUGAGACAGAGGAAAUUCAGGAGAUACUGCGCGAAUAUAAACGAUGUGUGUCCGACCCAACCUUUACACCACCAAGCCAGAAAGCGAUGUUACGUGAAGAGAGAUUGGUUCAUGGAAUUUUCCCGCCAAACAUGUCGUCUGAGGAGUCGCCACCGGACUCAUUUGAUCACGUGACAGAUCAGGCCCGGAUCAAUGCUGAACUCCGGCGGAUGAAUUCCUUCAUGAAGGGACAACUUGAACUGAUGAGGAAGCAACAAGCAAAAAGACAACUGUUUUCUCCGCAUUCGUCAGCCAGUGAAGGAUCCCGCUGUGGACACGCAUCACUACCGCAGGAAAACCCGGAGGAAUUUGCCCGCUGGAUAAUCGAUGAACUCCGGACGAUGUCGUCCUCUCGGUAUCAGACGUACGACACCGGAACUGAUAGAGGGCGGGCUCAAUAUGGCGACAGGGUAGACGGCUGUGCUACGACAGGAUGUAACUCCGCUUACUGUAAACACAGACAAGAAAAAAGUCCCGUUCAACAGUUCCUUCCGCCACCUGCAUCACCAAGGCAACGACAACCUUCACCAUCAUCCCGGAUGCCAGCUCCUUCAUCGUCACCAUGUCUUGCUACUGCUUCAGGUCAAAGUUCAUCUCCAUGGGCACAAAGCAGUCCGCGUAAGCGAAAAAGAGAUCAAGUGGAAAUGAGAAUAACAUGUGAAGCCAUCGCUGAAGAAUCAGAUCACGUGACGGAAAUGUUGCAGUCGUUAGAGCAUGCGCCUGGGCGGAAUUGUAAAUGUGCGUCUGUGGAGCAAGAGAUCUUACAGAUGGCGGUAGAUGCAUACGCGAAAAUUCGUCGCGGAGACGACACACCGAAUUCCUUCCAGAGAUUCCAAGGAGAGCUAUGUCAAACAAAUAACAGAAUUCUAGAGGCCAUGAAAAUUCUCAGCGCUAUCAAAACUAUAUGUAAACACGGCAGAACAAUAGAACACAUCUACCCCGGAAGUGUAGUUUUCGUCAUUUCCUGUCCAUCAGUGACGUCAUUAGACGCGUUAUGGCGAAUGUACGUCACUGGUGAUUUGUCAAGACUGAUGAAUGACAGCUUCCUGACAGAAAGUGUGAGGAUAAAGCACAACGCUUAUGACGUCAUACUACGCGUUGAUAUUCCAAAAGAGCAAUAUUUGCGUUGUAGAAAGAAACUUGCUGAAUCUGUCCUUGACUCUUCUUUCUCAAAAAGCGACACGGAGAUAAUGUCAAUCGGGAGUAGCUCUAAAGAAAAUGUGUCAUCCCCGUACAGGAGGAAAACCAUGAAAAACCUCGCCGUGGUACACAUGCGCAGUAGCUCUGAACCCACCCAGCAUGUUCAUUCGCCUUCCAAUAGUCCCGGGAACGCAUGCUCGCCAUUCUCGCCACGUGACAGGAAGUUCUCCUAUCCAGUUUCCGGUGAAAAGUCUCCACGCCGGGCCUUUCAGGAAAUACAAUUUCCAUCCUCUCCGACUUUGCGCCGUGUGUUCAACUUUGACCUUUCUUUGACCCCAACAACGUCACCAAAGCGGAAGAGCUUCGCCGAAGUUCCGCCAUGGGAAAACGAAAGUGAAAGUGAAAAUCAAACAUUAUCCUCACCGAAGCGAUUCAAUAAGGGACAAAAUAUGUUUUUCAGAUAGAGUUGAAUGAAAGCGUUAAAAUAGAUUUGUUUUUCAUUCAUUUCUUUUUUUCUUUUAAAUAUAAUUAUGCUUUUACUCCUACGUAUUUGAUUCUUUUUCUCAAUUUUUGCAUGAUUUUUAAAUACAUGUUAUUAUUAUGUAAAAGUAUUUAUUUUUUGACAGUUUGAUUUUGAAUAUAUUUUAUUCUUAUUUUAUCCUCUGUUCACACGAACAGUCAGUGUUUCCUAUUUCAGUAGUUUAUUGAAUAAUUAUUAUUUCGUGUUCACUAUCCCCUGUCCAUUUGUUUUUUGCUGUUUUUAUGCAUUAUCAAUUUACACAGUACGUCCCCGCUUCUCCGUCCGCUUUAUUGACAUUUACUUUAUUUUUAGCGAUUUUAGCAAUUUACAUUUUUAUCUGGAGCAUAUGUUCAACACAUCUUGGUGAUCUUAAAUAUUUUUUAAAGAUACUUUUUGAUAAUAAUAAUACCACAAUUAUGAAGUGGCUUGCCGUAUACGAUCAUUAUAUUGUAAACAGCAACAGCGAAUCUUUACCUUUUGAGUCAGUUGAUGUUUACUUCGUCGGUGUAUUUUAUUAGGCAUUAAUUUAGCAAUCAAAACAUCUUAGUCACUCUAAAAUCUUUCAGCUGUGUUGGAAAUGAAAAUGUACAAUUUUUUUCAUCAAUGAAUUGUUGAAAUCAUUUUUGAAACCCUUUCUGUUUGGUUCAGAUAUAAAACUACCUGAGUUUACGAUUAUUUAUAAUAAGUAUCUUAAAUCACUAGUCAAUGUGAACACAUUUAAACUGAACAUUUCAUAUACAUGUGAACUGUCGAUAUAUGUCAGCUCUUAAUUUAAUUGUAGUAGUUUGGCAUUAUUUUAAAAUGCUUGAUAUUUAUAUUAUUUUCAUUAUAAUUAUUUUUUGGACUGCCCGCCAUUGUGUUCAGUAUUUGAACACUGUCAUGUCCUUUUAAUUAUUAGUGUGCAUUCGCUUCAAAAUCUUUGCUCAAAUUAUAUAAGCCUGUUAUUACUAUAGUAGGUAUAUUUUUAUAUCAUUUAUAAAUGUAGUUAUAACACCAGUUACCUCUAGAGAAUGUUAUUUCUUUGAAUCGACUCAAAUGUGAACAACACGACGAAGAAAAAGUCUAAAUAGAUAAUGAUCUCUGUUACGUGAUUAAUCUUUAUCGGGAAAAUACGCCAUGUUUGAAUGAUACUACUCAUAUGCCUGUGUCAUAAACGUGUUUGUCUAUAGUUUGCAUUAUUUUAGAAACUGUUAGCAUGUCGUUCAUCUGAUUUGAAGAAAACUCGGACACUGAACUAGAUCUAAACUUCUUACAUUAACAUUUAAAUAAAGUUUACCAUCAUUGAAAGGACGAUAAUGUGAAAAGAGAAAUACAAGAGGUGGUAGACCAAUUUAUAUUUAUGAUUUGAUGCAUAAAACCGUGACAAUGGCGGACAGCUCAACACAUUUAGCAGAGUACUUACAACGUAACUUACAUGGUUUAAGAAUUUUAAGAACAUGGAGUUUUCUUUAUACCAGAUCAUUAAAAAUACAUAAAAAUUUUAAGACUGAUUUAUAGAAUAUUUUUAUUAUUGAUAAUUUACAAUGCACGGUUCUGUAAACAACAGAGAGAUUUACAUGUGAAUAAGUUUGAAAUGUUAGGUUUCAUACAAAUAAAAGUUUAAUAUCAAAUAACAUUGAAUUGAAAUAUUUUUAAAUCUCCAAUUGAUCAUGAAAAAAUUACAUUGAC